AUGCUCAUGCUUGCGAAGUCGUUCACACGGCUAUCAAGGACCGUCUUUGUGCGGGGCACUCAGCUGACGAGCGGCGUAGAUAUCCAGCCGGGCAAUAUCAUGGUUCGAAAUCCAGACGAGUCGGUCCUCAGGGCAUAUCUCGAGAAGCGGUUCCCAGAUUCUUACGAGCCAACGGCAUCGACGUCUCCAAGCGGGAUCAUACGAAGCCAGCCACUCCGCGACCAGUGCUUGUGGCAGCAGUCGCCGCAACACAAAGCGUACCUUUUGCACGACCAUUACUUCGGCCACCUCCUCGAGCUGGAUACACUCCAAGUCGCGCUCGCCGACUGGGGGGUCGCCAGCUGGGGGAACAAGCAUCUGACCGAGAUCAUACAACCGGAUCGUCUCCGUGCUCCAGAAGUCAUGCUCAGAGUUCCGUGGGAUAAGAGUGUUGAUUUCUGGAAACUCGCAUGUCUCAUGCCAGAGCUGAUUUUCGGCCAGCUGAUGUUCACGGCAGGCGGAAUGAAGUACUCGCUCAAGUUUCACUUGGACGAGAUCAACGCGCUGCUAGGCGCUUUCCCUUCACACAUGCUCGCAGAGUCGCCUCGACCUCGCGUGGAGGAUAUCUUUGACGGUCAGGGAAAUGUUCGCGAGUCGAAGCUGAAGAGGGUGGUGCCUCUCGAACAGCGGUUUCGCAACUUGACUGAGGGCGAGGGGGGGAAGCUGGUGGAGCUCAUCCGGGGCUGUCUUGCGAUAGAUCGCAGCGAUCGUCCGACAGCAGCGGAGGCACUGGAGAUGCGCUGGCUCUCGCAUGUGUACACCCAAGAGGCGAGAUUGAGGAGGGGAGUGUGA
Molecule: messenger RNA, 831 nt
Organism: Saxophila tyrrhenica
Lineage: Eukaryota; Fungi; Ascomycota; Dothideomycetes; Mycosphaerellales; Extremaceae
Exons: 2
Coding region: 1-831 (276 amino acids)
Biological process (GO): protein phosphorylation
Molecular function (GO): ATP binding; protein kinase activity
Source: RefSeq, a predicted model, not a curated record